Molecule: messenger RNA, 1034 nt
Organism: Hypanus sabinus (Atlantic stingray)
Lineage: Eukaryota; Metazoa; Chordata; Chondrichthyes; Myliobatiformes; Dasyatidae
Product: cytochrome P450 2K1-like
Exons: 4
Coding region: 16-876 (286 amino acids)
Biological process (GO): xenobiotic metabolic process
Cellular component (GO): intracellular membrane-bounded organelle; cytoplasm
Molecular function (GO): oxidoreductase activity, acting on paired donors, with incorporation or reduction of molecular oxygen, reduced flavin or flavoprotein as one donor, and incorporation of one atom of oxygen; heme binding; iron ion binding
Source: RefSeq, a predicted model, not a curated record
GAAAGGCUAUUUCCCAUGGCGGGAGAGUCUAGGACAAGAGGGCACAGCCUCAGGAUAGAGGGGCGUCCAUUUAAAACGGAGAAGCGGAGAAAUUUCUUUAGCCAGAGCGCAGUGAACUUGUGGAAUUCAUUACCGCAGACAACUGUGGAGGCCGGGCUGUUGGGUAUACUUGAGAAGCGGAGAAAUUUCUUUAGCCAGAGCGCAGUGAACUUGUGGAAUUCAUUACCGCAGACAACUGUGGAGGCCGGGCUGUUGGGUAUACUUGAGAAGCGGAGAAAUUUCUUUAGCCAGAGCGCAGUGAACUUGUGGAAUUCAUUACCGCAGACAACUGUGGAGGCCGGGCUGUUGGGUAUACUUGAGGCCGGACUUGAGAAAGUCCAGGAGGAACUGGACACAGUGAUCGGUAGGGAGCGGCCGCCGCGGCUGGACGAUCGCCGGCAACUGCCCUACACGGACGCCGUGAUCCACGAGACGCAGAGAUUCGCCAACAUCGUCCCUCUUAACCUUCCUCACCGGACCACUACCGACGUCAAUUUCCGAGGGUACUUCAUCCCCAAGGGGACGCACAUCAUCCCGUCGCUGACGUCGGUGCUGCGGGAUCAGUCGCAGUGGGAGAGACCGGAAGAGUUCCACCCGGCCCACUUCCUGGACGGAAAGGGCAAGUUUGUCAAGAGGGACGCCUUCAUCCCUUUCUCUGCAGGUCGCAGAUCCUGCGCGGGGGAGAGUCUGGCCAAGGCGGAGUUGUUCCUCUUCUUCUGCGCCCUCCUGCAGUCCUUCUCCUUCCGAGUGCCGGCGGGUGCGGCUCCGGACCUCACCGCCCGCGUGGGUAUCACCCUCAGCCCACAACCCCACACGCUCUGCGCCGUCCUCCGCUAACCCACCAUUCCGGGUGGGGGCAGGCGGUAAAGAGCAGCAGGCAACUCGAACUAUAGCUUGUAUAUGGGUGGGGUGGCGUGGGUCUUGCUGGGGGAGUGAGAGGAGAUCGGGGAGCGCGCGGAGAUGGGGGACUGCAGUUGGGGGUGGAUGAGGGGUCG